This is a messenger RNA of Ornithodoros turicata, 785 nucleotides long. RefSeq lists its product as uncharacterized. NCBI's taxonomy places the organism in Eukaryota, Metazoa, Arthropoda, Arachnida, Ixodida, Argasidae. The transcript is spliced from 7 exons. The coding region runs from base 92 to 706 and encodes 204 amino acids. The record is from RefSeq and is a predicted model, not a curated record.
UACAAACAAGCGGCCUUGUCUUCCUUGCAACCUUAUCUUCGCACAGACAGUGAUCACUAUCACCAGAAUUUUCCAGGCACUCUACCGUCGCAUGGUUGCUGUAGAACAUCGCCGGUUCGUUCAUGUGGUGCUACUACUACACAGUGGAUUUACAACAACGUGGAUGAAGCAGGUCGCUACUGCAUAUAUGGAUGAAAUUUGUUAUUGUGGCACGCAGGUAGUGCGUUUCUUUUGUGUCAUGCGGAAAAUAUCGUGCUCGGCGUGCUUGAGGGGUCAUCAUCGAAUGAAGGUUGGUUCCUCCGGAGUCCGCCGAAGCCCUGAUUGGCCGGCGCGCCCCGGUGCGUGCCAAAACCACAGCGUACACAAGUUUAAAAUCCAUCGAAGCAAUGUAAUUAAAGAGUUUGGAAAAUGCUCGAGGCUCAGUACCAGCGUCUGGGGAGCAAGACGUAACAGAACGGUCAUUAUGCAUGAUUGGAAGGUAGCACUGAAUAACUGCAGAAGCGACCUCGGCCUUACAGAAGGUUUUCACACUCAGGAAAAGAUCUGCAAUGACCCAGAGGUCUACUACGAGAUUAUUGCGUGCAUGCGGAAGAAGGAACCUGACAGUCUCAGACAUAAGAACGCCACCGAGAAGGCCAAAAUAGAGUCACUCAUGAGAUGCUACAAGAAAGCUUACCAGAAGUACAAAGAAAUCAUUAUGAAGUAACGCCCAAGGGGGCUUUUCGUCUCAAUUAUCCUUGUCUCAGCAUCAAAUGGCAGGUUGUGUAAUAAACGGAGCAGCUUUC